Messenger RNA from Megalops cyprinoides (Indo-Pacific tarpon), 1485 nucleotides. It is a transcript of the gene actr6, whose product is annotated as actin related protein 6. Gene Ontology annotation, molecular function: nucleosome binding. Bases 112 to 1302 code for a protein of 396 amino acids. The record is from RefSeq and is a predicted model, not a curated record. The transcript has 11 exons. Lineage: Eukaryota; Metazoa; Chordata; Actinopteri; Elopiformes; Megalopidae. Gene Ontology annotation, cellular component: Swr1 complex.
UCAUGUGCAAGCGGAAUUAGCUCGCGUACACAAACACGAGGAUAAUGUGUAUGUGCGCCAGAAAUCUUUUAUUUAACAAUAAUUAAUUGAUAAUAAUAACCGCCACUAGUGAUGACAACGCUCGUUCUUGAUAAUGGAGCCUACACGGCGAAAAUUGGAUACAGCCACGAAAAAGUCAGCGUUAUCCCGAACUGCCAGUUCCGCUCCAAAACCUCCAGACUGAAAACCUUUACGGCCAACCAGUUGGAUGAAAUCAAGGACCCAUCUGGUCUGUUCUAUAUCCUGCCUUUUCAGAAGGGAUACCUGGUGAAUUGGGAUGUGCAGCGGAAGGUGUGGGAUCAUCUGUUCGGAAAGGAAAUGUUCAAGGUGGAUUUUGCAGACACCAGUAUAGUGAUCACCGAACCAUACUUUAACUUCACCUCAAUCCAGGAGUCUAUGAAUGAGAUUCUGUUUGAAGAGUACCAGUUCCAUGCAGCUCUCAGAAUCAACGCUGGGUCCCUGAGCGCACACAGGUACUUCCAGGAGAACAGCUCGGAGCUGUGUUGCAUCGUUGUGGACAGCGGGUUCUCUUUCACUCACAUUGUCCCCUACUGCAGGGGGAAGAAAAUGAAAGACGGAAUCUGCAGGCUGAAUGUGGGUGGGAAGCUGCUGGCCAAUCAUUUAAAGGAGAUCAUCUCAUACAGGCAGCUACAUGUUAUGGAUGAAACGUAUGUGAUCAAUCAGGUCAAGGAAGACGUGUGUUAUGUGUCCCAGGACUUCUACAAGGACAUGGAAAUAGCUCAGUUAAAAGGAGAGGAGAACACGGUGAUGAGAGACUAUGUGCUGCCGGACUUCAGUGCCAUCAAAAAGGGCUUCUGCAAGCCUCGGGAGGAGAUGAACUUCACAGGGAAGUAUAAGACUGGGGAGCAGAUCCUGCGCCUGGCCAAUGAGAGGUUCGCAGUGCCAGAGAUGCUCUUUCACCCCUCCGACAUCGGCAUUCAGGAGAUGGGCAUUCCAGAGGCCCUGGUCCACUCUGUCAACAAUCUGCCCGAGGAGAUGCAGCCCCACUUCUUCAAAAACAUCGUCCUCACGGGCGGCAACACCUUGUUUCCGGGGUUCCGGGACCGGGUGUACAAGGACGUCCGCUCUCUCACUCCCACUGACUUUGAUGUGUCUGUGGUGCUGCCACAAAACCCCAUCUGCUACUCAUGGGAGGGUGGCAAGCUCCUGUCAGAGAACCCGGACUUUGACGAGAUGGUGGUCACUCGAGAGGACUACGAGGAGAACGGACAUUUCAUAUGCGAAGAGAAGUUUGAUAUUUAAUGCGGCAAACUCCUCCUGCAUGGCACUCACAAGAAAGGAGGGGAACAACGUGUUGAGCGCUCCCACAAUGUAGUUCUGCCAUGUAAAUAGUGGGCAUUUCAAAACCAGUCUGUCUGUGUCAGAUGUAAAUAAUGUAGGUCACUGGAUUCAUUUCAUAACUAAAAGGAGGGUCCAUACAGCACU